AAGCCAGAUCAAACAGCAGAGAAUCUGAAACCUCUGCUGUUAACAAACCCAUUAUUAAAAAUGUGAAUAUCCACUCGUUGGCAUGCAGUCGGAUGAUUUGACCCUGGAAUGGAUUUAGAGGAGGCUUACCAGGUGGUUGGAGAAUUCGGUAGACACCAGAAGCGGAUGGUCACCAUCCUGGUUCUCCUACAGAUUUACAUGGCAUGUCAGUCCAUGCUCAUAAUUUUAGUGGGUGCUGUGCCAGAAUAUAACAUAGAACCUGUUACUGGAAGUCCGGAUGAUGAUAUAACACAAAGUGUGAAAUUCACAGAGGAUGUCAGCUCAAUCGUGACCGAGUGGUACCUGAUUAAGCAUCAAGCCUACAAAGUGAACUUGGCUGGGUCCCUGUUCUUUGCAGGUGUGCUGAUCGGAAAUGUCCUGUUUGGACCACUCUCUGAUAAGAUCGGCAGGAAGCCGGUUUUCCUCACUGGUCUGUUUUUUGAGGUCUUGUUUGGGUAUGGAACAGCGUUAGCACCCAGUUAUGAGAUAUUUGCUGUGUCUCGGCUGCUGGUGGGGAUGAUGAAUGGAGGAAUGGCAUUGGUCUGCUUUGUUCUCACUCAGGAAUAUGUGGGAAAGUGCUACUGGGCUAUGACAGGGACCUUGACUAAUAUGACCUUUGCAGUGGGCAUCACUCUGUUUGCCGCAUUGGGUUAUUAUGUUCGGCCAUGGCGGAACCUAGCAACUGUAGCCAACUGUCCUGGACUUUUGCUCUUCCUGUUCUGUGUGACUUUGCCAGAGUCUCCACGCUGGCUUUAUUCUCGGGGUCACACGGAGAAGGCUGAGGACAUCCUGCAGGAUUUUGCUGUGAGGAACGGGAAAGGCAGAAUUCCAGUGAAGCUCCGGCGGACCGUCAGCACUAGCACUCCAGAUGCAGCCAGUUCUGGGGUUUUCCAGCUGGUCACACAUCCCAUACUGCGCUGGAGGACUGUGGUGCUCAUGUACGUGUGGUAUGCGUGUAGCCUUGUGUAUUACGGGUUGACCCUCAGUGCCAGUGAAGUUAAAGGUAAUCGUUACCUUAGCGUUGCCAUGUAUGGCCUGGUGGAACUCCCUGCGUAUCCGCUCUGCAUGUACUUCAUUAACAAACAGUGGGCAGGCCGGAGGAAGUCGAUGUCCUAUUUUCUUGCAAUUGCAGGCAUAUCCUGUCUGCUCACAAUGUUUGUACCUGUAUCAGGGUCCUUAUUAAGUGCCACGUCGCUGGCUCUAGUGGGAAAACUGAUGGUCAGUGCUGCAUUUAAUAUUGUGUACGUGUAUACAUCAGAGCUCUACCCAACUGUGAUCAGGAAUGCAGGGUUAGGUGUGUGUUCCAUGUCCUGUAGAGUUGGGGGAAUUCUGGCACCGUUCGUGCCAAGUAUGAAAUCAUUGCACACCUCCAUGCCAUUUAUGGUGUUCUGUUUGAGUGGGAUUUCCGCGGCCUGCCUGGGGCUCCUUCUGCCUGAGACACUUAAUAAACCUGCUGCUGAGACACUUGAUGAACUGUCCAGCCCCACCUACCAGCGAAUCUUAGAGCCGCAGGUUUGCCUUUUGGAGGAAAAGCAUUUAAUUGACCACAACGGGACUUAUAGUGACUGAGACAAAGACCUUGAGAACAUUUUAUUACACUUGUUUACAUACAUUCCUUGACCAUGUUCAGAAUGUUGUGCCAUAUACUAACUCACCGAAAGACUAAAGGUGCCUUCCAGAAGAAAUCUGUCUGCUCAAAGGAUCAAUUCAACAGAUUUAACUGUCAGGACUAUUUUAAAAGAAUGGAAAAGGGACCAGAUUCUUAUUCGUAAGCUCUUUUCUGAUAAUGUCUGACAAUUAUGAUAACUAAUUUCAUGUGGUUACUGCCAUUUAUGAACAAAUGUCUUGCUCUGUUGUUUUUAAUGUGUUUUUUUUUUGUGAUCUAUGACAUUAUAUUCAUCA
Molecule: messenger RNA, 1941 nt
Organism: Sinocyclocheilus anshuiensis
Lineage: Eukaryota; Metazoa; Chordata; Actinopteri; Cypriniformes; Cyprinidae
Gene: slc22a15
Product: solute carrier family 22 member 15
Exons: 12
Coding region: 109-1608 (499 amino acids)
Biological process (GO): transmembrane transport
Cellular component (GO): membrane
Molecular function (GO): transmembrane transporter activity
Source: RefSeq, a predicted model, not a curated record